Messenger RNA from Oncorhynchus gorbuscha (pink salmon), 719 nucleotides. RefSeq lists its product as uncharacterized. The coding region runs from base 153 to 455 and encodes 100 amino acids. The transcript is spliced from 4 exons. The record is from RefSeq and is a predicted model, not a curated record. Lineage: Eukaryota; Metazoa; Chordata; Actinopteri; Salmoniformes; Salmonidae.
UAAACUGACCACAGCGUUACCGAUUGACAGGCACACGAGAGAGACCACACUAUAACGCCUGUAACAACUUUGGCUUUGCUUAAUAGAUAUCUGUUUCUUUCAUACAGAAGAAACACCUGCAGCCUAUCAUCUAUUCCCCCAAAUUUACCGAGAUGGACGUUUUAAAGUUUGUGGUUUUGAUAGUUGCAGUUUUUGCGCAGGUUUACUGUGCCCUGGGAACCCCAACCAGCGACGAUGGAGAUAUUUGGUCGAUUGAAAACUGGCAGAGGGAUCCGUUGGAGAGUGGCUUGGCCUUCCGCGUGGCUGACCUCACCAAGAGGUCCGAAUUGCAGCAGUUUCAACAACUCGUGGGGCAAAGCUCAGGGAAUAAAGCAGACAUGUUUAUUGGACUCAUGGGUCGAAGGUCCUCAAGUCGAGAGUCACAAGAGGAAUGGAACAAGCCCCAGUAUUACUAGAGAUGAAGAUCUUGAUUGUUCAAAGUUACUGUAAUAAUCAAUGUUGCUCAAAUUAUUAAUCUAGGUCAAAGCAAUCCAAUACAUGCAACAAAGCUUAAUUGAUGUAACAUAAGUAAGGAAUGUGUAAUGAGGGUCAAUAAUGAUUUGACCCAUGUGUUUAAAAACUGGGUCGGGGAUUUGCUGCAACUAAUUGACAUUGUAUGCCUUCCUUAACUGUAUCAUUCUGUACUCUCCUUUGCAAUACAAGCUGCUUGUCAUGUUCAA